AUGAACCUCUCUCGCCCACAACCCGUAGAACGGGUGCCAAGAAGAAGAAACAAUAUUGCCAUCGUCGUCGCAGGUCGUCAGCCUCGCUCGGAUUCGCAAUUGAGUUACGAGCAGGUAAACUAUCGUAAAUCGUCACCAGCAAACCGUGAGUGUAAUUUCAGCGUCUCCAGAGUUCAAGUCGGUAUAUUGCGUAGGUUGGAUACGGAAGGGGGGCUUCUCCGCCCCCAGGGACCGUUCGGCCGUCGUCACCGGGGAGGAUUGCGUCGCCGUUGCCUGGCUUUUUCUCGAAAUUGUUGCCUGCAGAGGGCACUCCGUCGAGGCUAG
This is a messenger RNA of Colletotrichum abscissum, 324 nucleotides long. RefSeq lists its product as uncharacterized. Lineage: Eukaryota; Fungi; Ascomycota; Sordariomycetes; Glomerellales; Glomerellaceae. The coding region runs from base 1 to 324 and encodes 107 amino acids. The record is from RefSeq and is a predicted model, not a curated record. The transcript has a single exon.